AUGACAUCUAAAUCAAAGGCCCAGUUAGCAGCCCUGCCAUGGACAGAGAUCCUUGCGUACUGGUUGCUGUCCUUUGGAUCUCAUCUGUAUUCUUUCUACCAACUGCACAGGUUCUCCAAAGAGCAUGAAGCAGGAUUACAGAGAGAAUUCCAGUUGGAAAAAGGCCUUGUUGAGGGUUUUAAAAGGGACCCAUCAGACUUUGAGUGGAGUUUCUGGACUGAAUGGGCCAAGAAGUCUUUGCUGUGGACUCUGAUUGGUCAUGGCGUCAUAUCGAGAUUGACCAGCAUCUUUUACCCCAAGUUUAGAGUGCCAGCACUCACGAUAUAUGGCCUUUUAGCAGCCAGUAGUGUGUUGGGGAUUAAAGGAGUGACUGUGCUGCUGGUACAUCUGGGCCUGUCCUUUUCAGUGGCCCAACUGCGAAAGCCUGCUCUGUCAUGGGCCUGCAACCUGCUGCUGCUCUCCACACUUCACAUCCAACCACUUCAAGAAAUCCAGAGAGGCUGGUAUAAGACCGAGGAGGAGUACUAUUUGCUGCUCUUCAGUGUUGCUGUCUGUGGUCUACGCUUCAUCAGCUUCAGCCUGGAGCACUGCUGGUGCCCUACAGAGCGUGGUGGAGUUGUGCAGCUCUGCUGGUUGUUUUCAUACACCUUCUAUCAUCCCUUUUUCUACAAUGGACCCAUUAUCACGUACAAAGACUACAUUGAGCAGAUUCAGAGGUCUUCUGAGGAGUGUGCCGGGGACGAAUCUGUUUUUAGUUACCUGGUGCUCAGAUCAGGGCGGAUCAUACUGUGGUGGUGCAUCGCAGAAUACAUGAUCCACGUAAUGUACAUGCACUGCAUCCAGUCUAAUGAGACCUACUUAGAAAUCCUUCCUCCCUGGGCCUUGGGAGGUAUGGCCCUGGCCCUCGUCCAGUUCUUCUAUGUGAAAUAUCUGGUGCUGUUCGGCUUUCCAUCCAUGCUGGCUUCUUUGGAUAAACUAGUUCCCCCAAAGCUUCCUCGUUGUGUCAGCAUCAUGUACAGUUUCACAGGGAUGUGGAGGCACUUUGACGAGGGCCUGUAUCGAUGGCUCAUCAGAUACAUCUAUGUACCACUGGGAGGUUCACGGCAUGGUCAUCUUUACAAAAUGUUAUCAACUGGCCUCGCGUUUGGAUUCGUCUGCCUCUGGCAUGGCGGCCAUGACUACUUACAGUACUGGGCCCUGAUGAAUUGGGCCGGAGUUGUGGUGGAAAAUGGACUGAAGUCUCUCUUUGCCUCAUCCGUUAUUCACUCCAUUGUUGAGCGGUAUAUCUCUGCGGCGAUGGAAAGGCGCUGCAUCGCCCUACUGUCCGCCUUCUCCACUGCCAUGCUCAUCCUCUCUAAUCUGGUGUUCCUCGGGGGGAUACAUGUUGGCAGAAUCUUCUGGAAGCGCGUCUUCAUUCAAGGCUGGUCUACCGUUGCCCCGCCCAUGCUGGCUUUCCUCUACUGCUUUGCUCAGAUUGGACUUGAGUGGACUUCUCACCCACCGUGAGUCACCUUGACUUUGUAUCGGAGCGAGAAUCCCUGCUACCGAACGGCCAGAGCAACCUGCUGAGUCCGGUGCCUUGUCCUCACCAGCCAGAGUCUCUGUGGCGAUCCUGGCUGGCAGCCACAGAACCCGUCCAAACCUGGCUGAAGUGCAGCUGAGCAGCCACUUUUCACAACCUGCAAGAGCAGGCAAAAUGUGUCUGUAAGCCAAGACUUUAAGGAUCAGUGCUGUUUCUCUCUAAGGAGAGUUUCCUACUUUGUGGAAAAUGUAAGUGCACACAAGCUGUAGUAGAAUGAAAUGCAGGACAGACUUGUAUCGGAGCCUUGGCAUUGUUGAGGCGUGUUUUCUACCUAAUUAGCUUCACUGAAUCACUGAUAUUCUAAAAAAACCAUAAAGAAAAUAUGGACCUGAAUGUGUCUUGGUUAUAUGGCUCUGAUAAGGUAUUGCUCAGUGGUGCGGUAUACCGGAGAUAUGUUAAUCUCAUAUUUACCGUCCUCCUUUAGCUCGCCACAAAAGCAUUUGUGUAUUCAAAGGGAGACAAAAGGCACAGAGGACUGAAUAGAGCAGCAGGAACCUGAUCAAUGUCAUUAUUUUCCCUUACAGAUGUCAUUUGGGUGAGGGAGAAUCCCACUAAUAUUAGGAGGUCUAUUGCUGAAGCUAUUGAAAGCUAUUAUUUAGUAAGGAUGUAAAAAAACAACAAUCCGUUUGUUUUGUGCUAAUGUGUUGUUAUAUAAUGCAUCGUACUGUAUCUCCAAAUGUCAACAUGUACAAUACCUCAGUUUGGAUUAAAACCUUGUAUUUCAAGUUGUAUUAUUAUAAAUAUGCAUCCAUGUUCUAAUGGAUAACCACACAGUA
This is a messenger RNA of Sebastes umbrosus (honeycomb rockfish), 2358 nucleotides long. It is a transcript of the gene hhat, whose product is annotated as hedgehog acyltransferase. Gene Ontology annotation, biological process: protein palmitoylation. NCBI's taxonomy places the organism in Eukaryota, Metazoa, Chordata, Actinopteri, Perciformes, Sebastidae. The coding region runs from base 1 to 1506 and encodes 501 amino acids. Gene Ontology annotation, cellular component: endoplasmic reticulum. The record is from RefSeq and is a predicted model, not a curated record. Gene Ontology annotation, molecular function: palmitoyltransferase activity. The transcript has 11 exons.